CUCAUGACCCGAGUCUCCGGGUGUGCGGAGUCAAAAAACACGCACUGUGCCGCUGCUCCCCGCUUUGUUCCCAGCUUUGUCUGCGUGUAGCUCGACAAAAGGCAACGCAUUGAUUGUGUGACAGAUGGGCUUUUGUGCGAAACCUCCCGACUCACCACCGACAUGACCUCCAGCGUCACACGUAGAGCGGUGCGUGCGGGUGGGAGUUGUCUGCCGAAACGCAUUGUUGUGUUGGGGGAUGAUCCGUCCGUAGUACUGCUGCUGCUGCUGCCGCUAUUUGCCUCUGGUCGACUGUGGCUAGCGAGCGUAUGAAUGGCCCACAAAGACAAUAACUGUGUCUUCUCCGCAGAAUUCAACAUCGAAACGCCGCAGGCACCAAGCAGGCCUCUCUUCUCUUUUAUUACCAGCUGAAAAGACCCCCAGAAUCGCCCGUUGGAUGAGAACACAGCGCUCGGAAUUAGAGCCACUUAGCAGGCCGAGUCGCCAUUGCUUUGUAAGGCUGCUGGCUAGCUACCGUCUUCUUCGGAUAGCAAAAGUGAAUCCGAGCAACACGGAGCAUCAAGAUGAAGAAGAAAGCUCGGCAGCACCGGGUCGCGCUGCCGCAGAGGCCGCCGUCUCCCAUCAAGCCCUCCCCCAACAAGCAGAUCUUGACUUAUGCCCAGGCGCAGCGCAUGGUGGAGUUUGAGGUCGACGGCCGCAUCCAUCGGCUCAGCAUAUAUGACAAGCUGGACGUGAUCUCGGAUGACGACCCAAUGGUCCAGGAGAUGAUGGAGUGCACCAGCAAUAAGGAGAAUGCUGAGAAACCUCAGCAGCAGGUCCUCCUGAGGUCAGUCAGACUGAAAAACAACCAGGAAAAGAGAAAUGCUGCACUGGGCAUCACUAGUCACGGAGAUGGAGGCGGACAUCAAGCCAGUGCGAAUGUUGGCCCGAAACUUCCAGAGCCUAAAUUCCGCAAUGUGGAGUAUAAUCUUCCAGCCGUUCCUAAACGCCCAGCUGCCUUUUAUAAAUUCACAGAAAAAACAGAGGAAGAGCUGGAUGAGGAGACAGAAUACGACAUGGAUGAGGAAGAUUACGCCUGGCUGGAGUUGGUCAAUGAAAAACGGCGAAGUGAAGGGGUCAGUCAGGUGUCUCACAACGUCUUUGAGUUCCUCGUUGACCGCUUUGAGAAGGAGCUCUACCUGGAGAGUUUGGAUCAAGGGAGUGAAAAGCAGGUUCCCAUUGAUGAGGAUGCAGUCUGCUGCAUAUGUAUGGAUGGAGAGUGUCACAACAGCAACGCAAUCCUGUUUUGUGAUAUGUGCAACGUAGCUGUGCAUCAAGAAUGUUACGGCGUGCCCUACAUCCCAGAGGGCCAGUGGCAUUGCAGACAUUGCCUCCAGUCACCCACCCAACCAGCACACUGCAUCCUCUGUCCGAAUAAGGGCGGAGCAGUGAAAAAGACAGACGACGACCGGUGGGGUCACGUAGUUUGCGCUCUCUGGGUCCCAGAGGUCGGCUUCUCCAGCACCACCUUCAUCGAACCCAUCGACGGCAUCAGCCACAUUCCUCCAGCCCGCUGGAAACUCACCUGCUACCUCUGCAAGGAGAAAGGUGUGGGGGCCUGCAUCCAGUGCCACAAAGCCAACUGUUACACCGCCUUCCACGUCAGCUGUGCCCAAAAGGCUGGCCUCUUCAUGAAGAUGGAGCCAAUCAAAGAGGUGACAGAAACGGGAGAGCCCACCUUCUCUGUGAAAAAGACAGCCUACUGUGGAGCUCACACACCUAACGGGUGCGUACGGAGACCGCUCACCAUCUAUGAUGAUGUAAAACCCAAAAAUGGACUAUGUAAGAAAAUGGACAAGGGGAGAGGACAGUCGAAAGGAAAACAGAAAAAGAAGAAUAAGAGCAAGAAGCCUGAGCCUGAGGUUGAAAGUGAAGCUGAAGCCCAUGUUAUUGUGCCUACUUUUCCUUCUCACAGGUUACAAACCAUCCUGAACCAGGUGUCGGUGCAGAAGAAGAAAGCCUUUGUGGAGCUGGUCUUAAAUUACUGGACGCUUAAACGACAGUCCAGGAAUGGGCUGCCCCUCAUCAGACGCCUUCAGACAAGCCUGCAGUCUCAGAAGAAUGCACAACCGGUUUGUUCAUCUAGGCAGAAUGAGGAGGAAAGCAGGGCAUUAAAGGAACAGCUUAAGGAAUGGCAUCGCCUCCGACACGAUCUGGAAAGGACCCGACUGCUGCUGGAGCUGAUACGCAAAAGGGAGAAGCUGAAAAGGGAAGAGAUUAAAUUACAGGAGACCCUUCUAGAGAUACAGUUGACACCAUUCAGUAUUUUGCUCAGAGCCCUUUUGGACCAACUCCAGGCGAAAGACCAGGCCAGGAUCUUCACGCAGCCUGUCGAUGUCACUGAGGUGCCUGACUACCUCGACCACAUCAAGCACCCAAUGGACUUCUCCACCAUGCGGCAGCGCAUUGACGCCCAAACCUACAACAACUUUGAGCAGUUUGAGAGUGACUUUAACCUCAUUGUUGAUAACUGUAUGAAAUAUAACUCAAAGGACACUUAUUUCUACCGGGCUGCCGUUCGACUCCGAGACCAGGGUGGAGCCUUGCUGAGAAAGGCCCGACGCGAUGUGGAGAAAAUUGGCUUUGAUUCAGAAAGCGGCAUGCACCUGGCUGAGGCUCCUGAAAUCAAAGCAGCGAAGACGUUUUCUUGGGAGGACGUGGACCGUUUACUAGUACCAGCAAAUCGGGGGCAUCUGUCUCUGGACAAGCAGCUGCAGCAGCUACUGGAGAAGUUUGACCUGACCUGUGCCAUGAAGUCCAGCCCCUCUCGCAGCAAGAGAAUGAAGCUGCUCAAAAAGACCAUCAACGAUGUGCGCAAUGAAAUGAGCCUGAAGAGAGUCCUGCCCUCCCACCAUCACUGUCUUUCCCCCACAUCUGCAUCAACAUCGUCCUCAUCAGCUGCCGCCCUCCCGGAUCUGGGGAAACCGAAAGAAGAGAGACUGAAGCCCAAUGGGCAAUUCCCAGAUGAUGAGGGAGAUAAAUCUCUUCCUCCUAAACUGGAGCCCUCAGACGCCAUACCUCCCCUCAUCCACUCAGACACAGAUCCCGAACCCCCCACCCUCAAACCCAUCGACGCCGCCCCAGACUGCGAGGCUCACAGCAAGCGAGUCAAGUUGGACGUGGAAAUACCAGACCUGUUCUCCUCCACCACACGCCUCAACGGUCACUCCCACGACAGCCUCCAGAACGCUCUGCUGGACGGAGACGUGAGCGUUGUGGCCACGUCGACCCUCGCCCAGCCCACGGGGACGGUUAACCGCCGGACCGCGGUUCUCUUCCGCAAAUCGAAGACCUCCAGUCCACACAAGCCCUCGAAGAGCGGAGAUGAAGGAUCCGACGGAGCGGACAGAAAAGAGGGCGAAGAGGAGGAGGAGGAAGAUGAAGAUGGAGCACAGCUGGGCUCCAAAUCCUUCCUGUCGGUGGUCAUACCCAGACUGGAGACGCUACUUCACAGCAAGAAGAGGAAGCACAGUGGCAGCAGAGACAGCGAGGAGGACGGAGAUGGAGAGCAUGAAGAAGAGGGAGAGUCUCCUGUGAAAAGACUUGACACUGGCUUGUCAAGUGGUUUUCUGGAGGUGGAGGAGGAGAAGCAGCUCGAACAAACCAGUCGAACCAGUAGACCUGUGGAGCCAAGACGACGCUGUGCCUCCGAGUCCUCUAUCUCCUCAUGUAGCAGUCUGCCGGGAAGUACCAGCACCAUUCUCAGUCUUCCAAAAUGUGGUAAGGGGAAACCUGCCUUGGUCCGGAGAAACACUGUGGAUGAUAAGAGCGAAUUAAUCGCCUGCAUCGAAACCGGGAAUUUUGCAAAAGCUGCACGAAUCGCUGCCGAGGUUGGCAACAGCAAUAUUUGGAUGCCCGCUAGUGCUGCAACAGUUGCAUUGGAACCCCUAAAGCUAGUUUGGGCCAAAUGUAGUGGAUACCCUUCCUACCCUGCCUUGAUCAUCGACCCCCACAUGCCUCGUGUGGGCUGCCAGCACAACGGGGUCUCCAUCCCGAUGCCCCCCAUGGACGUGCUCCGCAUUGGAGAGCAGAUGCAGUACAAAGCCGAAGAGAAACUCUACCUCGUCCUUUUCUUCGACAACAAACGCAGCUGGCAGUGGCUUCCUAGAUCCAAGAUGGUUCCUCUGGGGAUAGACAAGACCAUAGACAAGAUCAAAAUGAUGGAAGGACGCACAUCCAGCAUUCGCAAGGCGGUCCAGAUCGCCUUCAGCCGUGCCAUGAACCACCUGAGCAUAGUGCAGGACGAGCCAGUCAGCGACCUCAGCGACGUGGACUGACAAUGACACACAAGCAGACAAACACAAAUCUGUACCUCUCCUGUACCAAAUAGCUUCCCAUCACCUUCUUUCCACCCAAACCCUCGACUCCCUCUCGUCUCUGCGUGAGACUGAAAUGUUUACUGGGCGCCUGCUGUAACAGGUGCUGCCUCUUCCUCAUCCAUUCCCGUUCGUACACACUCCUUUUCCUACAACGUGCCGAAGGGAUGCGGCUGCUGCUGAAAUGAAUGUGUCUAUCUGUCCUCGCCACCUCCAGGCUUCUAACUGUGCUGAAACGCUCACUCCAAACCACCAUGACUGUGAUUUUUAAUUUAUCAUUUCAGGGCAAAAGUGCCGCCGAUUAAUUUCAUACAUUCUAGCAGCCUUACCAAAUCUGUCUGCGGUGUCAGGGCAACCAUUAAAAUGUUUUUUAACCUUAAAUCUGUUAUUUUGGCAGGUAGCCAAUCAUCAUUUCUGACUCAAGUUUAUUUCAAAAGUAGCCGGUGAAGCUGCUAAAAAAAAUCAAAUUUCCUACAUGCAUGCACAAAGGCUUUCCAGCUGCAUCAAAUCUGUAGCCGAAAACCUGCAAUUAUUCUGUCAAGGUCACAUUUACAUAAUCAGCUCCUUGUGCAAAUACUUUCCUUUGUAUUUCAACUGUAAAUAAUCUGUACAGUUGCCUGACACUAACUUAUUUUGUAGUUUUGACAUAAAUGGGUACUGUACAGGUGUUUUCUUAAUAUUUAUACUUGAUGCAUUCUUGGCACUAAAGGUGUGAGUGCGGUUUUUCCAGUGCUGUAUGAUCAAGAAGAAUAAAAAAAAGAAGUGCAAAAGCCUUAGUAUUAAGGAGCUUAGGGCUAAAAUAUCAUGUUUCAGAGAAGUAUGAAAGUAUUCCCUUCUUCACUUUUUUUUAAGUUAUUGAAGUUUAUAUCGUAAGCUUCCAUUUGGCAUUAAUCCUUUUUUUGUAUUAAAAUAGUUUCAGUAUAUUUUUGUUCAUAUAUAUUUAUAUGAUUUGAAUACAUGGUAUAGAGGAUGUAAGUCUGUGAAGCUCAUACAGAUUGUUGUUUGUGGACACAGAACGUUAUAUUGUUCUCAAGAAACCAAAAAUGUUGCUACCCAGAAGUUUUCCGCCGAUUGAUUUUCCUGUGUGACGUGUGAAAUUGUUGCCAAAAAAGGAGAAAAAAAAACAAAAAAACAGUAAAGUGUAUUUUUAUGUCAUACAUUUGACUGGUACCUGGUUUUGCUGUAGUCGUAGGGAGACGUGCCUGCGUUAACUUAUUGUAAAAUAUUCGCAUUACUUUAUAUUCGAGGAAAGACGUGCAAACUGAUUGUGGUAAAGUGGCACAUUUUGUGGUGGAUACUUGCCUUCUUUUUAAGUAACCUUUUCUAACUUUUUUUGUAGUCGUAGAUUUCAAGACAUUUCAUUUUAUAAUAUUGCCUAUUUUUUUCUGGGUAGCAUUGGGUAGUUUUGGUAUAUUUCAUUUUGUACUUAACUGUAGUAGUUUUUUUAAUCAGGUCAUACAAAAUAUUGCUGGGACUGUUUUUUUUUGUAGCAAAGCAAAAAAUAAAAUACAAAUAUGAA
This is a messenger RNA of Amphiprion ocellaris (clown anemonefish), 5874 nucleotides long. RefSeq names its product bromodomain containing 1a (gene brd1a). The record is from RefSeq and is a predicted model, not a curated record. Gene Ontology annotation, cellular component: MOZ/MORF histone acetyltransferase complex. Gene Ontology annotation, molecular function: protein binding. NCBI's taxonomy places the organism in Eukaryota, Metazoa, Chordata, Actinopteri, Pomacentridae. The transcript is spliced from 13 exons. Bases 564 to 4316 code for a protein of 1250 amino acids. Gene Ontology annotation, biological process: regulation of transcription by RNA polymerase II.